GUUAGGUUUGCCAAACCAAUCCCCCAGGGGGGCCCUUUAGGGAAAUCGAAUAACUCCAAAGCGCCUCUUCUCUUCUUUUCCUCACUUUCUCUCUCCUCUUUCUUUGUUCUCUCUCUUCAAUGGCGGCUUCAUCUUCCUCAAGAAGAAGAACCAGAUCGAGCGGACCAGUUCUGCGAUCUCUCUCGCCCUGUGGGAGGUUUUACUCGCAGCCAUCGAAUUCUUCCAUCUCGUCUUCGUCUUCGGGUUUUGCGUCCUCUACGAGUUCAAGCUUUUAUUCCAAGGCUUCAACCUUCUUCGGCCAUCAAGAAGACCACCACUAUGAGAGCCACCGACCGGCGUCGCCGACUCGCGUCAAUCUUUGCCCCUCCGCUCCCCGUUCGCAGUCCGUACGAUUCUCCAUCGAUCACCGUUCGAUCUCUCCCAAUCGAUCCAUCACCGUGUCGAAACAAAGGCCGAUCUCGAUGACCAAAAGGACCUGUAUGUGCUCUCCGACCACGCAUCCUGGAUCGUUCCGGUGUAGCCUUCACAAGAACGUGAGCAGCGGAGGGAGUCACAAUGCGGCGUCGUAUCCUUCAAACCGUCUGAACAUGCGCAGAUCGGCGAUGACGAACUCGCUGGUUCGGAUCGGCGGCGUGGAAGGCGAGUGGGUGAAGAGAGCGCUGACGGCUCUGAUCCGGCCUUCUUCGCACCAGCAGAGGAGGAGAUCGGCGUUCCAGCCGACGCGAAGCCGCCUCUCGGUGAUGUCCAAGGCAGACGACCUCUGAUUCGGUUACUUUAUUUUCACAGGUUGGUCAUUUUCAGGUCAUAUAUCGUUUUCUGAACUCAGAUUCCGGCAGAGAUGUCAGAAUCCGGCGUGUAUUUACUGAGUUGAAUUUGCAAUGGAGUGUGCUGUGCCGUGGAGUUUUCACCGGAACGCGAGCGAUGCCGUUCCUUCGUUGGAAUCUGAGGCGGAGACUUCGUCGGCUCUGGCGAUCUCGAGCUCCACCAUUAACGGAGACCGAGUCGUUCAGGAGAGUUUUGUACUUGGAGAUCUCAAAAUCGUUGAAUUUUUUUUUUGCGACAGGACUGAAGUACUGAUAGAACAAAAACUCCCCUUUGUACAUAUGAUUUGCUUAUAAGCACAUUUUCGGGUCA
Messenger RNA from Morus notabilis, 1134 nucleotides. RefSeq lists its product as uncharacterized. Lineage: Eukaryota; Viridiplantae; Streptophyta; Magnoliopsida; Rosales; Moraceae. The record is from RefSeq and is a predicted model, not a curated record. The transcript has a single exon. Bases 120 to 764 code for a protein of 214 amino acids.